This is a messenger RNA of Polistes canadensis, 1478 nucleotides long. RefSeq names its product traB domain-containing protein. The transcript is spliced from 7 exons. The record is from RefSeq and is a predicted model, not a curated record. NCBI's taxonomy places the organism in Eukaryota, Metazoa, Arthropoda, Insecta, Hymenoptera, Vespidae. Bases 56 to 1399 code for a protein of 447 amino acids.
CUUAUAUACAUAUGUAGUGUACAUUGAACAGAUUAACUUCAAUUACCAGUACAGGAUGACAUCAGAAAUUGGUAAGUUUGUUGAAACUUUGGCAAAAGAUGAACAAAAAGAUUUAGUAUCAUCUGUAAAAGAUAAACAUGUUGAUAUAAAUAAAAAAGAAGAAAUUGGAGUUCAGCCUUUGCCUAAUGUUAAGAGUAUUACCAAGGAGUUACUCUUAAUUGAAUCAGAAAAAGCUGAUAUAACAAGCCAAGACUCUGCGAUGAAAUCUUCUACUUUGACAAACACUAGUGAACCAAUGAAUAUUAAUUCUACUCAUAACAAUAAUAGAACAAAUAUUGAAAGUUCAGACAGUGAUGUAGUUGUUAACAGUGAUUCAAAUGAAUGUAAUACGUCCAAUAUAGAUCCAGCUAUUGAAAAUAGCGACAAUCAAAGAGGAUCUGUUAAUCCAUCCGUAAAAGAGUAUAAUGAUGAUAUUGAUAAUCAAUUACCAGAAACUGUAACAUUACUUAAAACACCAAAUGGUGGAAAACUAUAUUUAAUAGGAACAGCACAUUUUAGUAUCGAAAGUCAAAAUGAUGUAUCAAAGAUAAUACAAGCUGUACAGCCUCAUAUAGUUGUUGUUGAACUGUGUAGAGCCAGAAUUGGUAUGUUACAGCUCGAUGAACAAGUUAUGUACCGUUAUACUAAAUAUCUGAGUUUUAGAAGUAUUCGGGGUACUCUUAAAGAGUACGGUUUAUAUAAUGGAUUACUAAAUAUCCUCCUACUAAAGAUGGUUGCUCAUAUCACUAAAGAACUUGGAAUGGCACCUGGUGGUGAGUUUCGCAGAGCUUUUGAGGAGGCAAAAAAAGUUCCAUAUUGUAUGUUUCACAUGGGAGAUCGUCCAAUCAAUAUAACUAUUCAUCGUGCAGUCAGAUUUUUAUCUUGGUGGCAAACAAUAAAAUUAGUAUGGCAUUUAAUAAAGAUGAAGGAUCCAAUUACUAAAGAAGAUGUAGAACUUUGUAAACAAAAAGCUUAUUUGGAUGAAAUGGUUGCUAAAAUGAGUGGAGAGUUUCCAGUAAUAGAAGAAGUAUUUGUUAAAGAACGGGAUAUUUACUUAACAUAUUCUCUUCAAUUAGCUUGCAUGCCUCAAUGUAUUCCCAAGGGUAUCGGGCCAGCAAGAGUUGUAGGUGUUGUUGGCAUGGGCCAUAUACCAGGCAUCGUUGAAAAUUGGUGUAAAGUUCAACCUUCUGAUAUACCACCUCUUAUGAGUAUACCACCAUUAUCGUUAUCAAGCAAAGUACUAAAAUUUACAUGUAAAGCGUCUUUAGUAGUUGCUAUCAUUUAUGUAGGAUAUAAAAUUAUACCAUUAGCUUCUAUCAAGUCAUCGGUUCAGGGACUUUUAAAGGUUAGUGUAGAAUAGUAAAAUAAUAAUAUUAUCUCUAUAUUUCUAUACUGUAAAAAAAGAUUUUUAUUCAAAAAUAAUUUUCUCUUCUAUUUUA